This is a messenger RNA of Parasteatoda tepidariorum (common house spider), 1980 nucleotides long. RefSeq names its product mannose-P-dolichol utilization defect 1 protein. Gene Ontology annotation, biological process: oligosaccharide biosynthetic process. NCBI's taxonomy places the organism in Eukaryota, Metazoa, Arthropoda, Arachnida, Araneae, Theridiidae. The record is from RefSeq and is a predicted model, not a curated record.
AGCGUCUGUCUGCUGUUUCGAGUUUGUUUGAUUGUUUCGAAAUCAUGCGAUUGUCCGAUUUUUAUCUUUGCUUAUAUUUUAAUUUAGCUAAUCAUUAAUCCCUUUUUUAAAGAAUCUUUUUAUUUGCUUUAAUUUCGCUUAAAAAUGGUUGAUUACCUCCGCUCUUUUAUUCCUUUAUUCAUAUCAGAAAGAUGCUUCGACGAAUUAUUUGUAAAAUUAAAUAUUACGGAUGGUGAUUGUUUAAAGCAAACUAUCAGUAAAGCACUUGGAACUGGAAUAAUCCUGGGCUCUACAUUGGUGAAGUUUCCCCAAAUUUUGAAAAUUCUGAAAGCAAAAAGUGCAGAAGGAAUAAGUUUCCUUGGAGUUUUAUUAGAACUUAUAGCCGUUACAUCUGCAGCUUCAUACAGUUAUGCAAAGGGUUAUCCAUUUAGCUCCUGGGGUGAAUCUUGCUUUUUAAUGGUCGAGACUGCCAUUAUUGGCUUUUUAGUUCUUUUGUACAGUAGCCAAUUCAGGCAAGCCAACAUAUUUGCUGCACUGUACAGUGUUGCUACAUAUGUACUUUUCAAUGGAAUGGUUCCAGUGUCUGCUCUUUGGAGUAUGCAGAUUGCCAAUUUACCAGUUGUUGUGACUGGCAAAAUGAUUCAAGCUGCCAAAAAUUACAAAAAUGGACAUACAGGGCAACUAUCAGCCGUUACUGUGUUUCUACUUUUCUUGGGAACCUUGGCGAGAAUUUUCACGUCCAUUCAGGAAACUGGGGACUCGGUUAUCAUAUUUACAUUCAUUGUGGCUGCUUUUUCGAAUGGUGUCCUGGCCGCCCAAGUCUUGUACUACUGGAAUGUAACCAACAAAGUUCUCAUGAAAGCUGACAAAAAGAAGAAAUAAACUGUCGCCAACUUUACACGCAGAAUAUUCCAAUAAUAUGUGAUUUAUAAAUAUAAUAUUUAUUUCUACGCCUCUUCUUAUUUUGGCGUUGAAAUCGAGCUCUAGCAAAGAUCUGAAAUGUAGACUAAUUUUAAACAUUCGAUUUAAAUGUAUGAUUUCGCAACGACAUUGAAGAAAAUUUAUUUUAAAAGAAAUGGAGUAGGAAUUUGACUGAUUUAAUUUUUUCUUGCAAAACUUAAAUAUAUAGUGAAAGAAUGACUAUGAACAGCCACAGUCUCAAAUAACAUUAAAUAUUUAUUUUUUCUCAAUAAUAUGCUUUGUUUACUUUUAUUUUAUAUAUUUCUUUGAAUAACACAAACAGUUCUUGAACAAGAUAUUUAAUGUAUAAAAUGCUCAAAUGUAAAGAGUUUUAGAAAUUUUUUUAAAGUUUUUGACACUUUUUUUUUUUUUGGUAUGAGACUUUUUUAAGUAUUUCAAUUAUUGUUAAUCUUCUGUCGAUGUCUAAGAUUUUAAGUAAGUAUUGCUUUUGUAAGUUUGUAAUAAACUAUCAAUAAAUUCCUUGUAUCUUUAUGUUCGUUAAGAACAUGAAAACAUUCGUAAUUUUAGCUGAACUUGUGAUUGAAAUGAAUAUUGCUUUAUUUAUUGCACAAUUUAUGUAAUUAUUUUUAAUUUAUUGAUAUUUGCUUUUACCUUUUAAUGUAUUAAUUUUUGUUCAUAAUUUAUUGUUAAUAAAUAUUUGCUCCAAAAAUACUAAUUACAAUAAUAUGUAUUUUUAGGUUAUGGUUCAAAUAUAUAUAAAGUUGUUUUUUUUUUCUUCAAAUAUUUAUAAGUGAUGCAUUCCUAAUUCCUCGGUAUUAUUUUGUACAAUUGUAUUUCUUUCCUGUAGAAUUAUCCAUAUCAGCCAAAUUUUAAAACUUUUUCGCUUUUAAUUUUUUUCCUGUGACAGCAAAAUCUACUCUUUUAUAUUCGAUUCUUGUUUUAAUAAUUUUGAUAUAAAAUGAUUUUGAUCACAACAGGAUCGGUUAAGCAUGCAGCAAUUUUUUUUAAAAAAACAGUUUAAAGUUAAAAAAGUAAUUAAAUUAUAAUCUGGCAAAAAAA